AUGGCCCUGCUUAUGGGGGACAAGUCUGUGGGGUACCUGAUGGGCAUCAGAAAAGUGCUAGGCAAGAAAUUUGAGGACAAAGGUUUUGACAAGGUCCAAGUGAUCCUGGUCCAAUUCCUGGUGCUGAAAAAAGACAAAGACGUCUUCUGGGAAUGGUUCAAAGAGACCUGUGGGGUCAAUGCCAAGCAGUCUCAGAAUUGCUUUGGCUGCCUUCAGUAA
Messenger RNA from Gracilinanus agilis (Agile Gracile Mouse Opossum), 219 nucleotides. RefSeq names its product barrier-to-autointegration factor-like. The coding region runs from base 1 to 219 and encodes 72 amino acids. Lineage: Eukaryota; Metazoa; Chordata; Mammalia; Didelphimorphia; Didelphidae. Gene Ontology annotation, molecular function: DNA binding. The transcript has a single exon. The record is from RefSeq and is a predicted model, not a curated record.